AGUGAGGCACCUACAAUGGAAAUAAAUGGGGCCAAUCCAUAAACGCUAAAAUGCUAAUUGUUUUAAAAGUAUAGCCACAAGACGUAAGCUAUAUGUGUGUUAACAUGAUAUUUAGUAUGAUAAAAUUGCCUAGUAACCUUUUUUGUGUAAAGUUAUAUCUUAUUUUUACAACUUUGUUGCCAUGGUGACGUAACACUCUAAAACCUUAAAACAAUCGUAAAAACUAUUAUAUGAACAACUUUACAGCUCAAAUGAUACACACAUUUUAACAAAAGAAUUAAGGUAAGUGCUUUUAUAGAAUUCGAAGUGUUACAUUCCUGCCUUUAAACCCUCCAAAAACUGGCUCCAUUCACUUCCAUUGUGCCUCAAUGUAAACUUUUGUUUCCUGGAACAUUCCUUUAGUUACAACUGACUGUGGAAGAUAAAUUAAGUCUUUAUAAUGCAAGCAGCAGCAUACUGUAAUAAUUUUAGAAGCACUUGAAGGGUUCAUUUCACUCUUCCAAAUACAAAAAAUCAAUGUGCACCUUUUACAUAACGUAUUUUAGGUACACUGCAUAGCAUAUCAUAAAUAUAACUAUAUUAUACAUAUAAAGUAUAACAAUCCAUCAGCUUAACCAGAGUUUUUCAGAAUCGUGCUGCUAUAUUACAUAAUCACACGUCACUGAUCUCUGUUGAAUGGAAUCCUUCAGAAAUUCCAAACUCCAUUUCUGUGUAAAUUUAGAUGCUUUCAGAUCAUUUGUAUGUGGAUUUAUAACUCAACAGGGUAAAUGCUUGCCUAAAAAGCAUAGAGUAAAUUUCCUCAAGGACAGAAACAAUAUUAAAGACUACAAUUCCAAUGUGGAUAAAUAACUAAUACCUUCCAGUUGAGGCUGAGACAGUGUAUGUUAAAUUCUCUCAUUCAAAUGUGUUUAAUGACAAAAACUAUGACCUCAUUGCUGUGUGGUAUCCCACCCCACUGUGGUCGUAUAAAUGCAGACGGUGAAAGAGGAGCUCUCACAAGUUGAAUCUGAACGGACUAAUCUUCAUCAAGAAGAUGGCUGUGAGGACUGAAGAUGAACUCGGCAAAUGUAGACUAUUGUUUGCCUUCAUAAUGCUCUCAAACAUAUCUUUAAGCACAUCCGUCAGUCUCGAUUUAACCGAGUUGCGAAAUAAAGUUUCGAAAAUUAAAGUACAUCCACGUGGGAAUCUCUGGGCGACAGGUCAUUUUAUGGGCAAGAAGAGUAUUUCAAACAGCCAGCUACAAGACUAUCCAUUGCCCUCUGAGACUAAAAGAAAUACUGUGGGAGAUACGGUGAGUUCAUCGGGAAACCCAAAGGACUUGACGGAGCUGAUCACUGAUGAGGUGCUGAAAGUCGCUCUGCAGACUGACCUUGAAGAUCCAAUAGGGACGCAAGAUUUGUAUAAGCAGGAUACGGACUUCAUGAUAAAGCUUUUGAAAAACUACAUUGAAAAAAGGAACGUAGACCCGGCGUGACAAUGCCAGUGACAGCGAACAUUGUAAUAAAAUGUUAAUUUGAGAACGCUCACGAGUCGUUUUAGUGUUGUCUUUUACAAGAGCCUUAAUGCUGUUAAAUGUUGAAAUGGUAAACUGAUCUGAACUGCUAUUAAUUUGACUGGAGUUGAAUGAAAGAACUGACUGACUGAAUGAGUGAACGAAUACUGAGAAAGAAUA
Myxocyprinus asiaticus (Chinese sucker) is the source of this 1672-nucleotide messenger RNA. RefSeq names its product neuromedin Ba (gene nmba). The coding region runs from base 1034 to 1474 and encodes 146 amino acids. Lineage: Eukaryota; Metazoa; Chordata; Actinopteri; Cypriniformes; Catostomidae. The transcript has 3 exons. Gene Ontology annotation, biological process: neuropeptide signaling pathway; positive regulation of hormone secretion. Gene Ontology annotation, cellular component: neuron projection. Gene Ontology annotation, molecular function: neuropeptide hormone activity; neuromedin B receptor binding. The record is from RefSeq and is a predicted model, not a curated record.